AUGUCCAGUCUUUCUGUGUUCAGGGAUGUCCCCCAAGCCCAGAAGCUGGAAGGCAGCUUACUAAAGAUCUACAGGCAAGAUGAAUAUUCUGCCAAGUUGUUCUUGGCCUACCGAGUCUGCAUGAGCGAUGACGGCCAGCCCUGGGUUUCUCUUGUGGUGCACAAGACCCGCCAGCAGAUUGCACAGGACCCCUCUCUGAACUAUGAGUAUUUGCCCUUGUUGGGUAUGAAAUCGUUCAUCCAAGCCUCUUUGGAGCUUCUCUUUGGAAAGCAUAGCCCAGCCAUUGCGGAGAAAAGGGUCGGGGGUGUACAGACUGUUGGUGAGAGUGGAGCCUUCCAACUCGGAGCCCAGUUCCUCAAGAUGUGGCGUAAGAAUCUGAAAGUCGUUUGUAUCAUCUCAUGUCAAAAGGAGCACUAUGGACUCAUCUUCCAGGACAUGGGUUUUACAGUUUACGAAUACUCCAUCUGGAACCCCAAGGAUCUGUGCUCAGACCCCUGCUUGUUCUUUGAAGUGAUAGAGCACAUCCCAGAUGGCAGUAUCCUUGUGAUUGGGAACAUCAUUGACUGCAGGUUCACACAAGAGCAGUCGGUGAAGCUAAUGUCCACCAUUAAGAACAAGGAGAUAUUUCCCUUCUUUGACAUUCCCUGUCAAGGGUUAUCCACUGGGGACCUGGAAGAAGAUACCAGACUCUUACAGCACUUUGUGUCUCUCGGCUUUGAGUUCUUCUGCAGUCAGUCUCUAUCCAAGAACUUUGGCAUCUACGAUGAAGGAGUGGGGAUCCUCGCCGUGGCAGCCCUCAGCAACCAGCACCUGCUGUGUGUCCUCUCCCAGAUGAUGAAUUAUGUCCAGGCCCUGUGGCAAAACCCUCCUUCCACGGGGGCUCGGGUAAUCACCACCAUCCUCUGCAACCGGGCUCUGUUUGGAGAGUGGAAGCACAAUCUAAAAAGUGUGGUGGAGAACAUCAUGCUCAUCAAGGAGAAGGUGAAGGAGAAGCUCCGGCUCCUGGGGACCCCUGGGUCCUGGAAUCACAUCACCCAACAGAGUGGGGCCCAUGGUUAUCUGGGACUUAACUACCAACAGGUAGAGUUCCUAGUCAAGAAGAAGCACAUCUACAUCCCCAAGAACAGCAGAAUCAACUUCUCCUGCAUCAAUGCCAAGAACAUAGACUACAUCACACAGAGCAUCCAUGAGGCUGUGAUGUCAACAGAGGGCUGAGAAGGGCGUCCUCUCCUCAAAACUGACCCUGAUUGCAAUGAAAGCUUCAUGGAUUCUUUGGAAA
This is a messenger RNA of Acomys russatus (golden spiny mouse), 1279 nucleotides long. It is a transcript of the gene Got1l1, whose product is annotated as glutamic-oxaloacetic transaminase 1 like 1. Gene Ontology annotation, biological process: L-aspartate biosynthetic process. Gene Ontology annotation, molecular function: pyridoxal phosphate binding; L-aspartate:2-oxoglutarate transaminase activity. The record is from RefSeq and is a predicted model, not a curated record. Bases 1 to 1215 code for a protein of 404 amino acids. The transcript is spliced from 9 exons. Gene Ontology annotation, cellular component: cytosol. Lineage: Eukaryota; Metazoa; Chordata; Mammalia; Rodentia; Muridae.